This is a messenger RNA of Prorocentrum cordatum, 7224 nucleotides long. NCBI's taxonomy places the organism in Eukaryota, Dinophyceae, Prorocentrales, Prorocentraceae. The record is from the annotation of a GenBank genome assembly.
AUGACCGAGGAUCAUCGAGGCAAGGUGCCAAGCUGGGAUGGGGAUCCCAAGACUUGGCGGACAUACAGGCGGAAGGCCCUCCAGUACCAGGAGGGCACCAAGAGGGAGGACCGGUACCUGUGCGGCCCGCGGCUGGAGGCGAAGCUCACGGGCCGGGCCGAGAUCGCGGUCGAGCGCUGCAAGGCUGGGUGGCUCUCCAGACCAGAUGGCGUGGAGCGGCUCCUGGCGUGGCUAGAGCGCAGAUGCUCUCGACAAGCCGUGCCAGACGUAGGCCAGGAGCUCGAGACAUUCUUGAUCAAGACGAAGCGCCGCAAGCUCGAGCCAAUGCAGCAGUGGACGGACCGCUUCGAGACAGGGUACCAGUACCUCAGACGCGCGCUGGCACGCGCGCUGGGACACACAGUCCCGGUCCAGGUCGCUCCAGCAUGGAAGUGGACAGGGCGACCAUACCGCUGGGUCGAGGUCGAACGUGGCUGGCCAUUCGAGGGUAGCGAAUGGACAUGGGAGUACACGGACGGCCUGCCAGACGAUGAGAAAGAGGACUCACACCUCUGGAGUGCUGCUGACCAGGAUGCGGACGCCGAGGAGGAGCUCGGGGACAUGCCAGAAGUGUUCCCGAGCCUGGUCCUGGGCUGGCUGAUGCUCGUGAGGUCGGGGCUCGACUCGCGCGAGCGGGCGGCCAUCAUGACGGCAACCGGCGGCUCGCUGGAGGUCAACACCAUCCGGGAGAAGCUGAUCUCGAGCUGGGAGGACGAUGACCUGGCGGAGCGUGAUGGGCACUCACGGUUCCCGAAGGCGUACACGGCCCAGCUCGGAGAAGAUGAUCGCACAUGGCUUGACGGAGAUGAGGCACCAGAUGCGAGCAGCUUCGCAGCCGACAUGGAGAACAGCGAGUGGCAGGAGGAAGAACCAGGCCCAGAGGAGGCGAACGAUGACGACAUCGAGAGCUACUUGGCGGCUCAGCAGGAGGAGGCGGAGGCGCUCGCGGCGAUCCACACCGCCCAGCGUACCCUCCGCCAGGCUCGUGAAGCUCAGGCAGACAGCAGGCUGAGCAGGGGCUUCUACAGGGGAGGUCGGCCAGCGCCGAAGGGGUCAGGCAAGGGGUCCCCAGCGGGAUCACGCCGACCACUUCCUCCCCAGGUAGGAGGCAAAGGCAAGAUCUUGCCACCAAACAAGGGGCAGAAGAAGUGCGCGAAGUGUGGAGGACCCCACUGGGCUCAGGAUUGCCCGGACCGUCAUGACCCACGUCUACGGCCGGGAGCUGCAGGCACGCCAGACGCGAGCGCGAAGGUGGCAGAGUGCAGGAAGGAGCUGAAGUUCAACCUCGUGGCCUCGCUGGUCGCCGAGCAGGAGCCCCGGGAGUCGGAGUGCGAGGCGAUGUUUGCGGACCAGGCCAUCCUCGAGGGCCAGGGCAUCGUCGACUUAGGGUGCACGGACGCCAUGGGUGGUGAGCGCGCCCUGGACAUCGUGGCCCGCAAGAACUUGGAGAAGCAUGGCGACACCAGGCUGCUGGACGUGAACCUGGACUACAGGCCAGUCUACAGCUUCGGGAAUGGCGAGAAGGAGCGCGCCUACGGACAGGUGAAGUUCGGCAUCACGGGCGCGGGCGUGGAAGGCGACAUCGCCAUCAACGGUUUCUCGAAGGAUGUCCCGAUCCUGGUGUCCAAGAAGGUGCUGAAGAAGCUCGGGGCCGUCGUGGAUUGUGAGACUGGGGUGGCCGUGUUCGUGAGGCUCGCACCGGACAUCCCCGUGCAGCUGGAGGAGUCACCUGACGGAGGCCACUACUACCUGAGCCUGGUCGACGACUUGCUGGAGCAGCGCGUCAAGGACCAGAGCCAGCUGCGGAACUUCAAGACCAUCUGCGAAAGCAUGCGUGAGUGGGACCGCCAGCCCGUGGCCGCAGUGUGCCAGGGGCCGGACAGCAGCUCGGAUGACCGGGCUGAGCAGUUGCAGCGCUACAUGUAUCCAUCUCAAUCCGAUCACAGCAUUGUCACCGAUGCGUCUCCAGUUGGUUCAGCAGGUGCGUGCAGAGGCCAGUCGUGUGGCCAAGCCCGCAGCAUUCAUCACAACAGUGGGCCACAGCCUCAGAAGGGUCCCGCAGUUGAAGGCAGCGACCGUCCCAGUGUCCAGUCUCAGUUCCAGCUGAACCGGGCAUCCCAGGUGAACCAGGGGGUCCCGCUGCAGAUCCAUAGCCGUUCGGGCUCGAGCCAGGCAAGUUCACCCGAGUCGACAGCGACCGACGGCAUCCAGCCACCCGCAGUUCCAGAUCCACCAGAUCUUCCAUAUAUUCCAUAUUCCAGGCCGAAGGCCGUCGAUGUCAGCAAAGAGAUGCGCUGGGGUAACAUCAUCCGCGGGGCGGUCCAGCUCACCUGCGCCAGGAUCGCAUGCUCGUGCGGUACGACCACUCCAGAUGCCAACGUGCUGCACUUACUUCAGGAGCUUGGCCUACCGUGCAGUCCGGCCUGGGGCGUGGACGAGCUGAAGCAGGUCCUCAAGGAGCACAUGUUUCCGAAGGACGAGACGCCAGUGCAGAUGUCCAUGAAGGGUCUCAGCUCGAUGAAGAAGUCCCAGCUCUUGGCGAAGGCAGAGGAGGUAGGCGCCCACGUGACACAGGGCAUGACGAAUCCGUCACUCAAGCUCUCGAUCCGCAAGGCCAUCCUCAUGAAGCAUACCCCGGAGCCGACCGACUACAUGGGCUUCGGGAAGCACGGAGCCAUGACCUACCAGCAGGUUCGGAGCCAGUACCCAUCCUACGCAGCCUGGUGCCAGAAAGAGGCGAACCAGGAGAGCAGCUGGGAGCUGGCCCGGUUUGCCUCAUGGCUCAACGAGCAGGAGAUCAUCGACAAGAAGAAGGCCGGGGUGACCAGGGAUCCGAAGGAGGUCCCGAGAGAGCCGGACAAGGCUCGAGGGGGCGCGAGGUCAUCCCGCAGGAGAACGGUAGACGCGAUCAUGGAGGACGAGAUCGAGGAGCAGGAGAAGUUCGAGGCUGCGAUCAAGGUGCAGAAGGAGGAGAAGGAGUCCAACCGCUUGGUCCAGGAGCAGAUGCUGACGGCGCUGAACCAGCUCAACCAGAGGAUCGGCCAGCUGGAGGGCCAGGCGAGCUCAGCCAGUUCCAACGCCGGGAGCUUCGAGCUGGACCCCAGGAAGCAGCGCUGGCUUGCCAAGUGCAUCCAGGAGAACGGCCACGUUGAGGACUACGAGGCGCUGAUGGCCCACGGCAGUACCAAGUUGAUGGAGGUCGCGUGCAGCCCGACGUCCAUCCUGAGCACUAAGAUGGCGGAGAAGUUCGGCGAGGACGCUGUAUGCCGCAUCAGUGCGUGGAAUGGUUUCAAGCUGGGGGCACCUGGCGGCAACCAGAGGGCUCGGGAGGCACGUGAUGAGGCUGAACCAGACCACCUGUGGAUCAGUACGAGGUGCGGCCCCCUGUCUACCCUCACCCUCGGCUUCAACGGCUCCAACCCUAUCAGGGCGGAGGCCACCAGGAAGCGCAGGUUGCAGGCCAUCAAGGAGUACAAGGGCGCGGUGCAGUUGGUGUAUGACCAGGUGGCUCAAGGCAAGCAUGUACACUGGGAGUGGCCCAUCAAGUGCGAGGGCUGGGGCCACACGAUGAUCAGGAAGAUGGUGGAGGACUGCUCCAUGACGGUGGUGAAGGUGGCAGGCUGCCAGCUCGGCGUGAAGGACGGGAAGGGCCUGCCGCUGUUAAAGGAGUGGCUUAUCGCUACGACGUCUCCAAAGAUGGCAGCCCGGAUGUCCCUGGAAUGCCCAGGAGAUCACCGACAUGGGGAGCUCACAGGAGGCAGUCUGACAGCGGCCACCAGCUAUUACCCGGACGAGUUUGCCAGACGAGCUGUGCGCGCGAUGACCGAGGAGGCCGCGCCCGACUACCACGAGUUCAUGAGGUGCGUGGUGGAGCCCGGGGAGGCGACCGACCAGGCGAUGGCAGCCAACCAAGAGGAGACAAAGAUGAACUCAGACUUGAGCUCGAAGGAGUACCAGCAGAUCAUGAGGUGGCUCACCUCAAUCCACCGUGGCUCAGGUCACAGCUCGAAGGCCUCCAUGCUGAACGCACUUCGGAGGAAGGGCGCCAGCCCACAGGUGCUACAGGUGGCUGAGGACUUCCACUGUGACGCUUGCGAGGAGGCGCACAAGUUCAAGCCCACACAUCCGCCGGUCAGCUUAGAAGCCAUCCCGCCGAAGUGGAAGCACAUCCAGGCGGACCAGUUUGAAUGGGAGCACCCGCAGACGAAGGUUAAGUCCAAGAUCUCCCUGAUCAUAGACGAGAACUGCCGGGUGCGCGUCAGCAAGCUACUGUACCACAUGGUUGGCGAGGACCGGCACAGGAAUCCCGUGUGGGCCGACCUCAAGCAGUUCUAUGAGGAGCGCUGGAUGCCCUACUUCGGCAAGCCACAGAGGGUGGUGGACCCCGAGGGCUCCUGGAUGUCCAAGCAGGCGGCUGAGUACUUUGAUUUCGACUCCAUCGCGUACGAACCCAUACCUGGCCAGGCCCAUUGGCACAUCUCCCUCGCCGAGGAGGCCAUCCAGGCCACCAAGGGGACCAUGGACAAGUUGGUGACGGAGAACCCCGAGAUGACGACGGAGGAAGCCCUGGCCAGAGCGACCGCAGCUGGGAACUCACGAGAAGAUGUUCGAGGACACUCACCCCUUCAACAUGCCCUCGGGCGAGCACCAGACCUGGACGGACACUUCUUUGAGAGCGACUUCGACGAGCUGCCCUACGUGGAGGCCCAGAGGGUCGACAAGGAGUUCGGGGAGAACUACACCAGGAUGUAUGCUGCCGAGCAGGAGUACCUGAGGCAAGUCUACAUGCGACGCAUCAGCAGGGCAGAGAACGCGAAGAAUCAGGCGGUGAAGUCCGUGGUGCCAGGCACGUGGGUGCGCUACUUCCGGAAGGAGAAGGGUGAAGCCAAGGGCCGAUUCAAAGGGCUCGCGAGGGUCCUGGCCACAGAGACGGCGCGGCCGGUGGACGGGGACCUUGGCGAAGGCAAAGACACGCCCUGGACAGUCCACACCUUCAUGAACCAGACGAUGAAGCACGAAUACCUGGACUUCACGGGCCACGACCCCACCGAGGACGACAUGGAACAGAUGAAGGAGAACAUGGCCCUCAUGGCGAAGUCCACUCCAGACGCCCGGGCCUUUUGGGCUCGUCAGGGCACGUCACUGGAGGUCUCCGUUGAGGUUCCCCUGGAGGGGAAGCCGCUCAGGCAGGCCACGCGGCACAUGAGUACCUACAUGGCGAGCCAGCUGCGAAAGGGCAAGCGCGAGAUCUCGGAAAGAACGUUGACCCCGGACGAGGUGGCGAAGUUCGGCCAGGCAAAGGCCACGGAGGUGAACAACUACAUUGUGUCUUCGGUGCUGGAGACGCUCCCACCAGGCGUGACUCCGCCUCCCGAGGACAUCAUGCGCAUGAGGUGGAUCCUCGAGUGGAAGGUGGACGAGAACACGGGCACGAAGAAGCCGAAGGCGAGGAUUGUGGUCCUGGGUUAUAUGGACCCCGAGUACGAGCACCGUCCGACCACCGCCCCAACCAUGACGAGAACUUCGAGGCACCUGGUGCUGCAGACGAUGGCGUGGUUGGGCUUCAAAGGCUACAAAGCGGACGUGACGGGGGCUUUCACGCAGAACAGAGAGAUCCAGCAUGACCUGUUCGUGAUGCCUGUGAAGGAGCUCGCGGCGGCGCUGGGGAUGCCCGAGGGCGUUGCGAUGCAGCUCAGGAAGGCGGUCUACGGGCUCGUGGAAGCAGCGAUCGAGUGGUUCAUGACCGUGAGCGAGGCACUGGAGGAGUUCGGCUGGACCCAGAUGAAGAUGGACCCCUGCGUGUGGGUGCUCUACGGUGACGGCCACGGCAGGGAUAACGGCUUCACCAAGGAGGCGCUGAAGGACUUCACGAACCCAGAGGUGCUCGGGGACCUGAUCGCGGCGAAGGGGGACAUGGACAUCAUAGCCAUUGCGGGGUCGCACGUGGGCGACUUCCUGCUCGGUGGCAACGACGCAGACCCCCGGUGGAUCACCGCCCGGGAACAGAUUGAGAAGCGCUUCAAGUGGAAAGCCUGGGAGUCGGAGGAGUUCAUGCAGACGGGGGUGCGGAUCAAGCAGCAGCCCGACAGGAGCUUCCGCAUGGACCAGAGCGAGUAUGUGAAGACCAUCGAGAAGGCGUACCUCACCCCGGAGCGCAAGAAGGCCAAGGACAUGCCGACCACCGACAAGGAGAAGGGCCAGCUGAGGGCUAUCUUAGGGGCCAUCGGGUGGAGAUCCGAGCAGUCAGGCCCCAUGCACUCGGCCGACACGAGCCUUCUGCUCAGCACCAUACCAUCGUCCACCGUGCAGACCAUCAACGAGACCAACCGCCUGGUCGAUCGUGUCCGUGAAUGUGCUGAUCUACCCGUGGUGAUACACAGCCACUCUCAGGCACAGGUGCUGGUGCCAGUGGAGUGGUCCGACUCCUCCGAGGCCAACCGUCCCGACGGAAAGUCCACGAAGGGCCUAGUGGCGGGGCUGGCACCUUUGAGGAUCCUCAGGGGAGACGAGGCGGACGUGAGCCUCAUAUCCUGGAAGUCCGGGAAGAUCGAUCGUGGUUGCCGCAGUUCCGUGGCAUGUGAGACACGCUCCGCCGUGGAUGCUGAGGACGAGCUGUUUGGCAUCAAGUUGCAGUGGCUAGAGAUCCUGGGCAACAACAUCGACUGGAGGAAGCCCGAGGGGAUUCAACGCAGACUGCCAGGAGCAGUGGUUGUGGAUUCAAAGGGCCUGUACGACAAGCUGCAGACGACGGUCUACACCUUCCGGGGCAAGGAGAAGCGGACCGACGUGGAGGCCAUGACCCUGAAGGAGGGGACGCAGGCGGCGAACAACUGGAUGCUCUGGGUACAUGGGGAUGCCCAACUCGCCAACUCGCUGACGAAGGGACACGAGCCAGGCCAGCUGCGAAUGUAUUUCAACAACGGGCAUCGCUGGAAGCUGGUCUACGACGAGAAGUACCAGAGUGCACGGAAGAGGAAGGCCGCUGGAAUCCAGCCGUUCGAGCACGUGGGAGCGGGCAUCCUCAAAACGCCAGGCGGGACAAUGGCUCACAUCAGUGCAGCUGCGUGCCCAGACUUCCCGCCAUAUGAGGCCAUGACCGAGUACAGUUCAGACGAGGAGGCGGACUCAAGGAUGCUCAGCUUGGAGGACCCUUAUCCGUGCAAUUCCGAGGGUGAGCAAGCCUGA